Saitoella complicata NRRL Y-17804 is the source of this 256-nucleotide messenger RNA. RefSeq lists its product as uncharacterized. Gene Ontology annotation, cellular component: ribosome; cytosolic large ribosomal subunit. The annotation marks the transcript as partial. NCBI's taxonomy places the organism in Eukaryota, Fungi, Ascomycota, Saitoellomycetes, Saitoellales, Saitoellaceae. Gene Ontology annotation, biological process: cytoplasmic translational elongation. The record is from RefSeq and is a predicted model, not a curated record. The transcript has 2 exons. Gene Ontology annotation, molecular function: structural constituent of ribosome.
CAUCAAAAAUGAAGUACCUCGCCGCUUACCUCCUCCUUACCAUCGGUGGAAACGCCUCCCCCUCCGCUGAGGACAUCAAGUCUGUUCUCUCCGCCGUCGGCAUUGAGGCCGAUGAGGAGCGUCUCUCUUCCCUCUUGAAGGAGCUCGAGGGUAAGGACAUCAACGAGCUUAUCGCUGAGGGUUCCUCCAAGCUCUCCUCCGUUCCUUCCGGUGGUGCUUCCGCUGCCGCCUCUGGUGGUGCCGCUGCUGCUGCUUC